Molecule: messenger RNA, 1286 nt
Organism: Aspergillus alliaceus
Lineage: Eukaryota; Fungi; Ascomycota; Eurotiomycetes; Eurotiales; Aspergillaceae
Product: FG-GAP repeat domain-containing protein
Exons: 1
Coding region: 203-1129 (308 amino acids)
Source: RefSeq, a predicted model, not a curated record
AGACAUGCAGAUACGAGCUGCAGAAGGAAAUCUAGACGUCCUGUGGCGUUUCUGCAAGGAGGAUUUCUUCGGACUCGGGGAAAUAUGGUCCAUCGAACGGCAGUCAUACGACUGUGACAAAGCACCGUGGGUGGCAUAUAAAUAGGUGGGUGUGGCUUUCAAUUGACAACUACAAUUCGCAGCAUUUGCAGAGAAAUUGGAAAUGGCGACCUUCAAACAGACCAACCUUUUUUCUUUCCUUCAUCUUCUUUUCUCUCUUGCUAUUCUGGCAACUCCAGUCCUCACAGCCCCUUAUCAGACUCGAAUUCUUGAGACCGGCACUACCUUCAGCGCUCCGGAUCCAUAUGGCCCCUGGCAGAUGGUUCCUAGCAGUCCCACUGAAGACUUGGCCUAUAUCAAAACUACCAACACCGAGACUGGCAGAGUAGAAGUCCAUAUCGCGUCCGGCUCCUCCGGGUUCAGGACCCGCACUCUGGAAGUCGGAACGACAUUUAUCUCCGAAGACAAUGGGACUUGGCAGUUGAUCGAUGCAGACGGGGACGGCAGGCCUGACUUGGUCUAUAUCAAAACCAGAAAUACCGGAACCGGUAGGGUGGAGGUGCAUAUUGCGUCCGCAUCGUCGAACUAUCAAACACGUAUCUUGGAAACUGGAACGACCUUCUACCCGGAAGAUAACGGAGUCUGGCAAAUGGCAGACUUUGAUCAUGAUGGAAAGCUUGAUCUGAUUUACAUCAAGACCCGCAACACAGGAACCGGGAAAGUCGAGGUGCACGUGGCCUCAGGGGCAUCCAAGUUUCAAACCCGGAUCCAGGAGGUUGGAACGACAUUCUAUCCAGAAAAUAACGGCGCCUGGCAGAUGGUCGACUUCGACCGCGAUGGGAAACUAGACCUGGCUUACAUCAAAACCCAAAAUACGGGAACAGGAAAGGUCGAGGUGCACGUCGCGUCUGGCUCGUCGACUUAUAACGCUCGCGUUCAAGAAGUCGGUACAACCUUCAACACCGAGAAUAAUGGGUUCUGGGGGUUGAGUGACUUCAACCACGAUGGUGUCCUUGAUUUAGUGUAUAUCAAGACCCAGAACACCGGAACUGGAAGCGUCGAGGUUCAUGUGGCUUCAGGAAGGUCAUAGUCUGUAGCUGUCGACGAAAUUUAUUGAACUUAGCAUGGGUGUUUCACAAUACCCCACAGAGUUUAUAACCGGCUGAGGGUGCCAGCCAAUGUGGUAGCUAUCGUUAUUGGAAUUGUGCUCACUCUCAUCGUCUCGCUGAUAGAGAGAUAGUCAAAUA